UGGGGCGCAGAGCAGAGCCUUGUCAGGGCGGGAAGACGACCUUUUGGGACAAGAUGGCCCGGUAUAGGAACGCGGUUUCGUGCCCCGCUCAAUGUGACCCCAAGCUCCAGUCAACAGGUGACACCAACUGGGAUUCCUAUGCUACCACGAUGAAGACAGCAUUCACACCUAAAAGAGGGAUGGUGCCCGAUUUAAUACGCCCAAAGAGCACCAGACGACUGGGAUUUACUUAUUCGAUUAGUGAUCCUAUUCUGAAUGAGUCCCAGUACCACGAUGAGUAUACCUGGAAAUUACGUUCUAAAGAAAAUAUGGUAAAAACCGGGACUUCAAGAGGAGUACGGAACCACAAAGCUCACCCUGGUCAAGAAUUCUUUCAGUGGACACACCCUAAAGGAAAACAAACCCACAAGCUCCCUUGGAUAGAGCCUCCUUCCGAGGAAAGCUUACGGAACGCAAUAGCCAGCCAGUUCGUCUCCUGUACCAAGAGGGACUUCGUGGACCUGACUCAAUCUAAGAAGACCAUGAAAAGAUUUCCAAGGUCCCAGGACGGGAAAUCGCUCCUUCCCCGGCCUCUGGACACUGAAUUUCGAUAUAAUUACCAAAUUCCAGCUCAGAUUCCCGAAUUGAAGGAUUUUAGUUUCAAAUAUGGGUGCUACGCAAGCCUGCCUGUUGCCUCCCAGGGUCUAGUGCCCUCUGUGCUGUCUAGCUAUAUUCGGAACGAGGAACGCACAAAGAAGCAGACCACGUACGAGUGCGACUACGGGAAAGCCUGCCUGGACUUCUUGACAAUCUUAGACUCAUUCACGCCCUCCCAAGUCCAGGACUACCUGCAAAGUGUUUCCUACAAAGACCGACAAAUUCUUGAGCGCUUUAUUCAUUCUCACUGUGACAGUGAAGCAAAGUCUAAUAAGAGAGAAAAACAAAGUCACAGAAAGAGACCCUGAGACCGGUGGACAGAUGGAGCUCUGGUUGUUUUCUGAUAAUCAAGAAAAAAUAGGUGAAAUUUCUCCAAGUAUAUUGUGCUAGUAUGGACAUGUAUGUUCUGUGUUGCUAAAAUGGAAGGAUUUAAAGUUCCAAUUUCUCCCAUGACAUACCUUUAGCUGUGUCCCCAAGGUUUGGAUGUCACGUCUUUUUUUUUUUUUCUUCUUUUAUUUUUAUAACUUUUGGUUUCAAUCUUGAGUUCCUCUUCAGAGAAAUUUCAACUUCCCAAUAAAUGAAAAGAUUUUUAAAGACAUUUCCAUUGUUGAUUUUUGUUUUGAAUGCUAGGGAAAAAACAAUCUUUACUUUUGGGGAUUCAUCACAGCUUCCCUGUAUGUGGCUAAUCCAGUGUAUGAUUAAUUUCUACUUUACAAGAAUAUAUGAAAAAAAAAUCAUUUAUGUGCUUCCAAAGUCCUUCUUAUUGUUACCUUAACUGUAUUCUUGAACUAUCAAGUUUUGAAAAAAAAAAUUAAAACAUCAAACAAUAAACAGUCUUGUGAUCUCCUCCUU
Molecule: messenger RNA, 1488 nt
Organism: Mus caroli (Ryukyu mouse)
Lineage: Eukaryota; Metazoa; Chordata; Mammalia; Rodentia; Muridae
Gene: Tex26
Product: testis expressed 26
Cellular component (GO): cytoplasm
Source: RefSeq, a predicted model, not a curated record